AUAUGGCUGCUGAAAACGUGCCCAACGUGACUCCUGUCUGAACGAGGCCUAAGGCUUUCAGGUGGUAACGCCGUAUGGCGCCCUGCAUCAAGUAUAUGGCAUCCAAUGGAAAAGCCACCAUUUCUUUCAUACUGACACCACGUGAAGCCAUGAGUAGGCUGCCAAAUCCAGUAGAUUAGGACACGUGUGCUUUUUCUGAUAAAAUUGUCACAAUUUGCCCCAUUUUUGGCAUGUGCUAUAUCGGCAUUGUGCAGUAAGGCUCCAUAAGUCGGUCAGUUGGAUGAAUGACCAAUUAAAGGGGUAUUCCAAUCACUGGGGGCAGCUCGAUGGGAAAGGCUGAAUUCAAGCAGCGGCGGCGUCCUCCCCAGGAUCGAUGGCGGUCCCAGAGGUCGUAAAGAAAUGCCGUGUCUUGAAGACGUGCUCUCGCUUCUUCAGAUGGGGACGGUCAGGAGAGACUGCUUCCGUCACCUCUCCGGCGAUAACCAUGCUCUUUUGUCUCUAGGGCGAUGCACAUGCGCGUGUAGAUGAUGGAGAAGGCGGAAGCCAUUUUGAAUCACACCUUGGAGAUGAUCUCUCUUCUGACUGUAGAGGACUACAUUCUUGUGAAGAGAGAGGCGGACGGGAACAAGUGCACUUACAGCCUCUGCGCUGCGGAGCUUCACAAUGACAUCCUGGACUCCGCAGCGACGCGUCCAGAUCUCUCGUUCACCCUCCUCGAUGUACAGGACCGAAAUCGGAUGAAGAUCCUAGAGCUGGCCAACAAUAUCAUCCGGCUGUUGACCUGUGAGGUGCCCUUAAAGUGUCAGGACGUGGCGGUUUAUUUCUCCAAGGACGAAUGGGAAUAUCUGGAAGGACACAGAGAACAUUAUAACCAUAAGCGAAUGGGUGAAGGCAAAGAACCACUUCCUUUGAACCAUCAGAACAUGGACCAGAGGAGCCCUGUCCAGCACCGUAUCAAAGAGGAACCAGACACUGGAGAAUUUGAGGAAACUCGGCCUGCACAUAGCAUUGGUUGUAUCCCCCCUGGUCAUGUGAAGUCUGAGCCUCGAGACGGCUCCUAUGAGGACACAGCGGACACAAUCCGUACGGAUUCUCCCCAGUUUCAGUCUUCUGUCACAAGUCACAUCUCCGAGGAACCUGAUGCCUCCUAUGACACUCGGCUCUCUGCACUAGAUGAUAACUUCAAUAAUCAGACUAUGAAGUCGGAGAUGAUCUACCAGCUAACAGUCACCAAUAAUAAAAACUGCCGAAAAUCGAAGUGUGGAGGAAGGAUAGCUCCAUGUGACCGGUGCGGGAAACGAUUUGGCAACAAGGCAUCUCUCAGUCGACACAUGAAAAUUCACACGGGGGAAAGACCGUAUUCAUGUAACGUUUGCGGGAAAAGUUUCACCUGCAGGAAUCAUGUGGUAACCCACCAGCGGAUCCACACCGGGGAGAGACCAUACACCUGUGAAGAGUGUGGCCGGAAGUUCACAAACCAUAAUCAUCUUGUGCUCCACAAGGUGGUCCACACCAAAGAGAAGCCAUUUACUUGUCCCGUUUGCGGGAAAGGCUUCACUAGGCAAUCAAGUGUCGUCAAGCACUCGGGCAUCCAUGCAGAGACUAAGCCGCACGUGUGUAAGGAGUGUGGCAAGAGCUACUGCCAGUACGCCAACCUGGUGGUCCACCAACGACUGCACUCUGGGGAGACACCUUUUAUUUGCAGACAUUGCGAGAAAGGGUUUAUUCUUAAAGCUGCUAUGCUAAGACAUGAAUUGUCACACACUGGAGAGAAGCCGUUCGCAUGUCCCCAGUGUGAUAAAUGUUUCUUUGACAACUCUUCUCUCAAUAAGCACAAGCGUAGGGUCCACCCCAACGAGUCUGAGAAAUCCUAGUAGACUAGGUAGAAUCUAACGUAGCGGUUGGGUUGGAGAAGACGUGUGGCCUCAACAUGGCAUUGAGCCUAGAAGAGGAAAAACGAGGAGAGAGAGGAUGACCUAAUGAUGCGUUUCAUCAGUAGACUAGAACGUCUUGAGAACAUCUGGUUACAGAGAAUAUGAACAGCUUUAUGUGUCUUCGUCUACAACAGUGGUGGUUCUCAGGUAGUUUAAAGGCCAAAUCUUGUUUGGCUGAAUGGUGACAUGACAAUCCUUGUAUCCACGGUCUGGGGGUGCAUAAAACCUUCUGAUUGAGUUUCACUCAUGGUCUUGGAUGGGUCUCCAGAAGGGAACCACUUCUCUAAAAUGCCUCUAUCAAUCACUGCUCUACAGAUUUCUUUCCAAUGUUAAUCACUAUUUCUGUUACAAGGGUAUAAAAUAAAAUUCAGCUCAAUGAAUUUGUGUUGGAAUGAGUGUUGUGCUGGGCCAUGGGGACUCAACAAGUCUGCACGCUCGAGUCUGGUGUCAGAUGAAGGGCUGAGGUUUGCAAAUUUCUGACACCAUUUACAUCCAGAUGCAUUAUAAUUUUGUGGGAAAACCAGACACCAAAAUUAAUUCAGACCUCGCAGAA
This is a messenger RNA of Bufo bufo (common toad), 2487 nucleotides long. RefSeq names its product gastrula zinc finger protein XlCGF53.1-like. The transcript is spliced from 7 exons. NCBI's taxonomy places the organism in Eukaryota, Metazoa, Chordata, Amphibia, Anura, Bufonidae. Gene Ontology annotation, biological process: regulation of transcription by RNA polymerase II. Gene Ontology annotation, molecular function: RNA polymerase II cis-regulatory region sequence-specific DNA binding; DNA-binding transcription factor activity. The record is from RefSeq and is a predicted model, not a curated record. Bases 525 to 1874 code for a protein of 449 amino acids.